Messenger RNA from Brenthis ino (lesser marbled fritillary), 327 nucleotides. NCBI's taxonomy places the organism in Eukaryota, Metazoa, Arthropoda, Insecta, Lepidoptera, Nymphalidae. The record is from the annotation of a GenBank genome assembly.
AUGAAGGCUGAAACUCUUCUAUUUUUGUUAUUCGCUGGUAUCUUGCUAGUGCAAUGCGAACAUUUAAUUGUGGGAGAUGCAAAUAACAAACAUUUGAUCUACCACACGACAGCGCAAUAUCACUAUUAUCCUUUUAUGAAAAGAGUAAAAGACGUUUUCUUUUCCAGUCCUGAUCUUAGACCUAUCAAUGCGAUCAUGGCAUAUGAUAAUCUCCACACAAAAGCAUCAGCCACCAUCACAGCUGGCGGCCUAGGCUCUACCUACGUCAAUAUACGACUGAAGAGUGAACGUGGUGAGCCACUGGACUAUGAUAUUUCGAUUUAUUCA